UCAAGAUGUCUGGACGUGGUAAAGGAGGAAAAGGACUUGGAAAAGGAGGCGCUAAGCGUCAUCGUAAGGUGUUGCGUGAUAACAUCCAAGGUAUCACCAAACCGGCUAUCCGUCGUCUUGCUCGUCGUGGUGGUGUCAAGCGUAUAUCUGGUCUUAUCUACGAAGAGACCCGUGGUGUAUUGAAAGUAUUCCUUGAGAAUGUCAUCCGUGAUGCUGUCACAUACACUGAGCAUGCCAAGAGAAAGACCGUCACCGCCAUGGAUGUCGUCUACGCCUUGAAGAGACAAGGCCGAACCCUGUACGGAUUCGGAGGAAAAGCUAAGGGAAAGGCCAAGAGCCGAUCAAGCCGUGCUGGACUCCAGUUCCCAGUCGGUCGUGUCCACCGAUUCUUGCGAAAGGGUAACUAUGCAUCUCGAGUCGGUGCUGGUGCCCCAGUCUACAUGGCUGCCGUACUCGAGUACUUGACUGCUGAAAUCUUGGAGUUGGCUGGUAACGCUGCCCGUGAUAACAAAAAGAGCAGAAUCAUCCCCCGUCACCUUCAACUUGCCAUCCGUAACGAUGAAGAGUUGAACCGUCUUCUCGGAAGUGUGACCAUCGCACAAGGAGGUGUACUACCAAAUAUCCAGGCUGUACUUUUGCCAAAGAAGACCCAGGCCAAAACCAACAUCUACCUUCCUCAAAUUUACCUCGAGGACAUUUCGAAUCGAAUUUCGAAUACAGCAAUAAGUAAUAUGUCUGGACGUGGUAAAGGAGGGAAAGGACUUGGAAAAGGAGGCGCUAAGCGUCAUCGUAAGGUGUUGCGUGAUAACAUCCAAGGUAUCACCAAACCAGCUAUCCGUCGUCUUGCUCGUCGUGGCGGUGUCAAGCGUAUUUCUGGUCUCAUUUACGAAGAGACCCGUGGUGUAUUGAAAGUAUUCCUUGAAAAUGUCAUCCGUGAUGCUGUCACAUACACCGAGCACGCCAAGAGAAAGACCGUCACCGCCAUGGAUGUCGUCUACGCCUUAAAGAGACAAGGCCGAACCCUGUACGGAUUCGGUGGUUAAACUGCUCAU
Messenger RNA from Anneissia japonica, 1052 nucleotides. RefSeq lists its product as uncharacterized. Gene Ontology annotation, biological process: nucleosome assembly. Gene Ontology annotation, cellular component: nucleosome. The coding region runs from base 6 to 1043 and encodes 345 amino acids. The record is from RefSeq and is a predicted model, not a curated record. The transcript has 4 exons. Gene Ontology annotation, molecular function: protein heterodimerization activity; DNA binding; structural constituent of chromatin. NCBI's taxonomy places the organism in Eukaryota, Metazoa, Echinodermata, Crinoidea, Comatulida, Comatulidae.